GCCCUGGGAUAUGUACCCAGGGACCUGGCCAUCUCUAGCCCUCCAGCUCUUCCUGUACUGGUUGCAGGCCUUUAGCCCCAGAAGCCUGGGCUCUGGCUGGGGGCAAUGCUGCUCCUAGGGUGUGUCCUGCAGGCCUUCAUCUCUCCAACAGGGAGUGGCUGGAGGUUUUCAUCCAGUUGGCCAACCAGAAGAUCCUGAGAAUCCUGGGCCUGGCUCCAUGUGCAAGACUGCUCAGCCUAUGGCUCCCAUGGCUGAGCUCCUACCUAAGAAGCACCAUCACAAUGAAUCUCAAACCAAAGCCCCCAGGGAAGGGGAGCAGGGACCCCCAGAAGGGCCAUCCUAAGACUGAGGUCCUCAAGACCACAGGACCCCUGAAGAAGAGCCCCCCUCACUGUCCAGAGAGUCUGCCCCUGCCACCUGACUCCCUGGAGAGCCUCUUUGACCCUGUGGGACGAUUAGAUAUCCCUCGACUCCGGAGGAUGGUCUACCAGAAAGGCCCAGAGGCUGGGGAGCGGAAGCUGGUGUGGAAGUUUCUGUUUGGUGUGUACCCACCCAACUCCACAGCUAAGGAGCGACAGGUAUUGGACACUAAGCUGGAAGCCCACUACCAUGGCAUGAAGUGGGUCUGGAGAGGUCGAUACCCUAGCGCUGUCCGCCUCAAGGUGCUGGCAGAUGAGGAAUUUUCCAUGGCUAUUGACAAGUAUGAAGUGCUACAGACACAGAUAAGAGAAAAUGCGUCUCCUCUGGAAAAGUUGGCUGAGAACAGCCUUCAGUGUCACAUCUUCAAUGACCAGCUCUUCACAAAGGCCCAGAAACACAUAGAUGCUGAUGUGCCCCGAACUGACCGACACCGUUCUUACUUCCAGGAGGAAGGGCUGGUCAAGCUUCUGUCUGUCCGGGAGAUACUCAUCACCUAUGCUGCCUUUCAUCAAGACUUGGGUUACUGCCAGGGCAUGAAUGACUUUGUGAGCCGAUUCCUGGAGACCCUGGAUUCAGAGACUGAUGCAUUUUGGUGCUUUGUGGGCUUCAUGCGCUGGGCAGGGAUGAACUUCACAGCUGAAGGCAUCAAAAGAAAGAUCCAUGUCUCUGAAGAGCUGCUAAGAUAUGUCGAUCCAGAACUCUCUAGCCAUAUUGAGAGGGUCUCCAAGGAAAAGCUGCUCUUCUGUCUCCGCUGGUUGCUGCUGUGUUUCCAGAGAGAUCUGCAGCAUCAAGAUGCCCUUCGAGUGCUGGAGAUUAGAGGGUUGGAGGGUGGCAAGGGCAACUCCCCUGACUGGCAACAUUCAAAGACCAAGGAUGCAGAGGUCAAUGGAUGCUGUGCUCCCCGAAAAGACCUGACCUUUGAUGUCCUACUCUGUGUGGCCAUUCUGGUGCAAAACCGAGAUCAGCUGCUAUCAUUCCAUCAUGCCUAUGAGUUCUUACUCUUCUCCCAGAGGCUCCAGGGAAAGCUGAAACUAAACACUCUCCAGGAAGAAGAAAAGGAGUUGUCACACCCUGAGCUAUCUUCCCUGGGGCCUGGGGUGAUGCUUAUACCUGGCCAAUAAAACACCUCUUCCAUGAGCUCAUACCUCUGACUCUCAGGCCCUAUCCUAGAGCCACCUAUUCUAGAAUUGGGAGUACAGGAUAGCAACACUGGA
This is a messenger RNA of Phascolarctos cinereus (koala), 1634 nucleotides long. The record is from RefSeq and is a predicted model, not a curated record. NCBI's taxonomy places the organism in Eukaryota, Metazoa, Chordata, Mammalia, Diprotodontia, Phascolarctidae.